Arabis nemorensis is the source of this 1158-nucleotide messenger RNA. Lineage: Eukaryota; Viridiplantae; Streptophyta; Magnoliopsida; Brassicales; Brassicaceae. The record is from the annotation of a GenBank genome assembly.
AUGGACAUAAAAUCUGGUCACUCGUCUCCUGUUAUGACUGAUUCUCCACCGAUAAGCAGCUCAAGAUUAACCAUUCGUCAGAACAGAAUCCCUUACUCAUCAGCAGCCACGGCUCUCUCACAGAACAACAAUCUUUUGCUAACCGUUCCUAGAAAGAAAACCGGAAUCCUUGAUGAUGUUAAGUCUAAUGGUUGGCUUGAUGCAAUGAAAUCUUCUUCUCCUCCUCCAACAAUACUUAAUAAAGACAACAUAAGCAGCGAUGCCACCGAUAUGACUUAUCGCGAAUGGACGCAGCUCAAGUAUCCAUCAGCUCUUACUUCUUUUGAAAAAAUCAUGAGUUUUGCAAAGGGUAAAAGAAUAGCAUUGUUUCUUGAUUACGACGGGACACUUUCGCCUAUCGUUGAGGAACCUGAUUGCGCAUACAUGUCAGAUGCUAUGCGUAGUGCAGUGCAAAAUGUUGCCAAGUACUUUCCAACUGCAAUCAUUAGUGGAAGAAGCCGCGAUAAGGUAUAUGAGUUUGUUAGACUGAGUGAACUUUAUUACGCCGGAAGCCAUGGAAUGGACAUCAUGAGUUCUGCAGGAGAAACUUUAAAUCACAAACAUCUUAGCCGUACUCUAUCAAUUAACGAAAAGGGGAAAGAUGUUAAUCUGUUCCAGCCUGCUAGCGAGUUUCUACCGAUGAUUGAUAAGGUGCUUUGUUCACUUGUAGAGAGUACAAAGGAUAUCGAAGGAGUAAAAGUGGAAGACAACAAGUUCUGCGUCUCUGUGCAUUACCGCAAUGUAGAAGAGAAGAACUGGGCUUUGGUUGCACAAUGCGUUGAUAAUGUCAUCAGACCAUAUCCAAAGCUACGGCUAACACAUGGACGGAAGGUUUUAGAGAUCCGUCCAGUGAUUGACUGGGACAAAGGGAAAGCUGUGACAUUUUUACUCGAAUCUCUCGGCCUAAACAACUGCGAGGAUGUUCUUCCAAUCUAUGUCGGGGAUGAUCGAACAGACGAAGAUGCAUUUAAGGUAUUAAGAGAUGGACCGAAUCACGGUUAUGGUAUACUAGUCUCUGCUGUGCCUAAAGAGAGCAAUGCCUUUUACUCGCUUCGUGACCCGUCUGAGGUGAUGGAGUUUCUGAAAUCAUUGGUGACAUGGAAGAGAUCAAUGGGUUAG